Diachasma alloeum is the source of this 2611-nucleotide messenger RNA. RefSeq names its product xaa-Pro aminopeptidase ApepP. NCBI's taxonomy places the organism in Eukaryota, Metazoa, Arthropoda, Insecta, Hymenoptera, Braconidae. The record is from RefSeq and is a predicted model, not a curated record. Gene Ontology annotation, molecular function: metalloaminopeptidase activity. The transcript is spliced from 13 exons. Bases 257 to 2467 code for a protein of 736 amino acids.
CACAGUACGGGGGAUCUAAAAAUACUGGGCGGAACACAUCACAGACCACCACGGUCUUUGUUUUUUAACGGUGUCUCUCUUGGAAAAUCGUCAUCGAAAAUCUUCAGUCAUAUGACACUUGAGCGCGAAUUACCGUUGGAGCUCGCCUACUACUCGACAUUGGAGUUUAUCUUUUUUUCGGAGAGAGUUUAAAUUCACUAUUCUUGGCUUAUGUCAAUUCACGGUGGAUGAAAACUUUUCGAGGAUUGACGUGAAAAUGAUAAAUUCAGAGCGAUGGAUUCAUUUGAUUAUUUUCGUUCUGGGAGUACCAUUAAAUCAAGGCGGGCAUGGAAUAGCACAAGUUGCCCUCAAUUACAAUGGCACACCGAGAACAACUUGUCAAGGAAGUGGGAGAAACAAUAGCAAACCAAUUGAUCGAUAUGAUUCGUCUAUCAUGCUUCGACAAUUGCGAUCCGAAAUGAUUCGCAUGACAUCCGUACAGGAUAAGCCGCUCGAUGGAUAUAUUGUACCUUCCAAUGAUGAUCAUCAGAGCUCGAUUCCAUUAUCACAUGCUCGGAAGGGUCCCUCGGAGAGUGAAACAGUUUUACCCCACUACAUGAGACGAGAAUUCCUCACGGGAUUUCGUGGCAGUGCUGGAGAGGCAUUGGUAACAGCAAAUAAAGCCAUAUUAUGGACCGAUGGGAGAUAUCAUAUUCAGGCAGAUCAUCAACUAGACUGUAAUUGGAUUCUCAUGAAAUACGGUGACGAAGGCGUACCUUCAAUGACCCAAUGGUUAAAACAAGAAUUUCAAAACAACUCUGAAGCUCGCAUAGGCGCUGAUCCCAAAUUAAUUCCAGCGAAAACAUGGAUCGAUUGGGAAAAAGAAUUGGGGGAAUCGUCGAUACAUCUCGUUGCCGUUCAUAAAAAUCUCAUCGAUAUAAUUUGGCAAGUGAAUCGUACAUCUGACAUUACCCAUCCCGCCUAUAAAUUGAAAAAUGAAUUCUCGGGUAAAUCAUGGCAAGAGAAAAUUCACCAAGUGAGAUGUCUAAUGGAGAAUGCAUCAGCAGAUGCUCUCGUUAUUACAGCAUUGGAUGAUAUCGCUUGGCUGCUCAAUAUAAGGGGCUGGGACCUACCUAAUACACCAGUACUCAGGGCCUAUGUGGUACUCACUCCUCAAGCUAUUCUUCUCUAUACCGAUCGUAAAAAAAUCAAAAGAAGCGUUGAUUUACAUUUGAAGACCGAUGGCUGUUACUAUGCAGACUGUGUGCGAAUAGUCAAUUACUCAGAAAUUUGGAAUGAUCUACGAACGUUAUCUCAAUCAUGGACCAAAGUAUGGUUACCAGCACCCUGUGGCUAUGCUCAAGGUGUAUCGAGGCAAAUAUAUGUAUCUAUUCCACCGUCAAAACAUUUAUUCAAACCCUCACCCAUUAUUGCACUGCGAGCUGUAAAAAAUGAUAUUGAAAAAAAUGGAAUGAGACAGGCACAUAUAAGAGACGCUAUAGUGAUGUGUGAUUUUUUGGCUGAUAUGGAGUUCCAAAUGAGUAUUAAUCGAAAAGAAUGGGAUGAAAUGCAAGUUGUGAGGGCUAUCAACGGAUUUCGAUUCGAAAUGGAUUAUAAUCAGGGCAUUGCAUUUCCGACUAUUGUUGGGUAUGGAGCUCAUGGAGCACAACCGCAUUAUGAACCCACUGAGAGGACUAGUGCUCUCAUUGGAAAAGACUCAACAUUGGUCAUUGAUUCAGGAGGACAGUAUUUCGAUGGAACUACCGAUGUAACGAGAACCUUUCAUUUUGGUGAGCCAACUGAGGAGCAGAAGAGAGCAUACACAAGAGUGCUCAUCGGUUCGAUUCAAUUGGCAUCGAUGGUAUUCCCGGCUGAUCUCAGGGCCGAUCAACUCGAUGUUUUUGCAAGAGAACCUCUGUGGAAAGCCGGAUAUGAUUAUAUGCAUGGGACUGGGCAUGGAAUAGGCCAUUUUCUAUCUGUUCAUGAGUCUCCUAUUAGUGUCUCAUAUAUUCAAAAUACAACAGUUACACCAGGAUGUAGUACGCGUCUACAACCGGGAAACUUUUUAUCCAACGAACCAGGAUAUUAUAAAAAUGGAAAAUUUGGCAUUCGAUUGGAGAAUGUUCUCGAAGUUGUUGAUGCCGAAAUAAAAAAUACAAAAUUACUAAAAUUUCGCGAUGUCACAUUAGUUCCUUAUGAGCCUAAACUUAUUGAUCUUAGUAUGCUCAAUAGAUCACACCGACGAUGGUUGAAUAAUUACAAUAGGCGAAUUAGAGAGGAAGUUGGUCCUGAAAUACUGAAAAAAUAUAAGAUGGAGGCAUACCAGUGGAUGGAGAAAAGAACACGAAGCAUUCCGGAGGAGGGUGAAGUAGAUGUUGAUUAUUUCACGGGAGAUUCCAAUCCCAUACUCUCGAAAACCUCGCAUCUACUCAUUAUUCUUGUGAUAUUCUUUCAUAUAUGGCACGUUGCAUACAUGAUCUGCAGCUGAGAAUUAUAUAGCAUAUUGAGCAUUGCAUUUAAGUAGAACCCAUUAUGAUAAAUUUUAUAGAAAAACUUGGACUGUAUGAGAUACAAAGUUUUUUAUAAAGCAAAAAUAAAUAUAUAUUUAUGGGAUGAUGAGAUUCCACUUCAA